AUGCAUCGAAUGCGCUCGUCCAUGUGGCUGGUCAAUCAGCGCAAGCUCCUCACCAAUGCAGAGCGGAAGCGCAAACACCUAACCAACGACGAUGGCUGCAAAAUAUGCGGCGGGGGACCUGAAACUACACUCCACGUACUUUGUGAUUGCCCUUAUGCAAGAGCUACGUGGGCGGAAGCACUACAAAAUGAACCUGAUCAUGAUGAUUUCUUUGAGCCAAAUAUUGAGAGAUGGAUGCUUCACUACACGACAACACUCUCUUCACGACUAUGUGCCGCACCAUCGACAACACUCUCUUCACGACUAUGUGCUGCCUGUUGUGGAAAAGCCGGAACAAUUACUGCUUCCAAGGUAAGCUGGACUCCUGUGCACACAUUCAGGCUAGCUCGGUACAGCUUCGGCUUAAAGCCUCGAAGAAGGAGCAACAUGUGUUCGGAGCUGGGGGACUCCGCACACCUACACUGA
Messenger RNA from Linum trigynum, 465 nucleotides. The record is from the annotation of a GenBank genome assembly. Lineage: Eukaryota; Viridiplantae; Streptophyta; Magnoliopsida; Malpighiales; Linaceae.